Molecule: messenger RNA, 997 nt
Organism: Salvelinus sp. IW2-2015
Lineage: Eukaryota; Metazoa; Chordata; Actinopteri; Salmoniformes; Salmonidae
Source: RefSeq, a predicted model, not a curated record
GGAGACCUAAUGAAAACCUAGGUGGCCAAAACACUGUCUCCAAUAAACCACAUGGGAGCUAAGAUUGCAGUCUCUUUUGACCAUUUACUGAACAUAUUAUUCUGCAUCCAGCAUCUGCUCAGAAACAGUGGUUGUGUGUAUGUAAUCUGUUCCUAUACUGAGUGAAGGCUUUCCCACCCGGUUGAUAAAUAAAGGUUGGAUAAGUGAUGGAUCCUUCCUCCAAAGGCCCUAAUUUGCCAUCACUUUACCAUGUGUUUUCUAUAUGAACUCAGCUUUGAAUGCAAAAGGGAUCAUUCUGCGGGCCUUUGAGCAGUUCAGACUAAAAUCAUGCGUCGACUUCAAGCCCAGAGGCUCUGAGUAUCACUUCAUUUCAGCCCAGAAGAACAGAGGGUGUUCCUCCCACGUAGGGAGAUCUUCCAAGUAUGGACAGCCUCUUUCCAUUGGAAAUUACUGUUAUCAUAUUGGCAUUGUGGAGCAUGAGUUUCUACACGCUCUGGGAAUCUGGCAUGAACAGUCCAGAUAUGACAGGGAUGAAUGUCAUGAGAGGAACUUUGUAAAAGUCUCUCAUUCGACCACCCUAGGUUUCCCGUAUGACUACAGCUCGGUGCUACAUGACAAAAAAUCGAUUUCAUUUAUGGAACAUUGCAACUUCGACAACCAGAGAUUGUGUGGGAUGAGUCACGGAAUCUUCCAGGUGGAGUUUGAGGUGCGUAAAGGAGCAGGACUGUCUACAGGUGGGUUUUCCAUCGAUGACAUCAACACCCCCAGAUACUACUCCCCAGAAGGCUAUGCCUACCAGAUUGCCUUUUAUCUUCGUGAAAUGUUGUUUGGAGUCUAUGUGCGCUUAGUCUCAGGAAAGUAUGAUGACCAACUCCAGUGGCCUUGCCACCAUCGACAAGUGACGAUUCAACUGCUGGACCAGAAUCUCCACAUCAGCAUUACCACUGAACCCUCACUUCAGGACGGUAAGAGAAAUUCAAACAUUCAAUACGAGUAA